AUGGCGUGCCGAGCCGCCGCCCACUCGGGCAGCUGGUACAAUGCAGACCGUAAGAAUAACUCACACAGCACAACCGCACCACCUCGGUGAAGCCGCUCGAUGUGUGUGUGUGUGUGUGACGAGAGAGACCUUCCUCUCACAUGUGCUGUGUUGUGUUUUGUUGUGUGUUGUGUGUUGUGUGUGCUGUGUUGUGUGUGUUGUUCAGCUGACGCGUUGGGUCGUGAGCUCGAUGGCCUGUUGAGCGAGGCGUCGCAGUCGGCGAUGCACGCCAAGGCCCUCAUCUGCCCACACGCGGGGUACCAGUACUCCGCCAAGACGGCAGCCUGGGCAUGGAAAAAUGUCGACCCGAAGAGAGUGUAAGCCAAGCCGCACACUGACUGACAGGCCACAUAAGAGGACCACACACGAGUGUGUGCGUGUGUGUGUGUGUGUGUGUUGUGUGUGUGUUGGUCGCAGUCACCGUGUGUUUGUGUUCGGCCCCUCCCACCAUGUGUAUCUGCAGAAGUGUGCCCUGCCCGAGCGGUCCGUGACGCACUACGCCACGCCAUUCGGCACCAUACCCCUCGACACCGAACGUAUGCACACACACAAAAACACACACACUCACACACAAGUCGUAAGACUCGUGCGUGUGUAUGAGUGUGUUGUGUUGGUGUGUGUGAUUGGUUCAGUGUUGGACGAGUUGCGGGGCAUGCAGGGUUACUUUGAGGAGUUUCCGCUGCAGCAUGACCAGAACGAGCAUUCUGUCGAGCAGCAGCUCCCAUUCCUGCACUUCAUCAUGAGGGGGUGCGGUACACACACACACCGAGAGAGAGACAGAGAGAGAGAGAGAGAGGCCCUCAUAUGACUGACAAACGGCCCUUUCUCUCUGUGUGUGUGGUUCCUUCCUGUGUUUUGUGUGUCUGUGUGUGUGUGUGUGUGUCAGUCAUGCGUUCACUUUGGUGCCCGUAGUGGUUGGUGUGACGUCCGCCCAGGACGAGAAGACUUACGGAGAGCUCUUCGCUAAGUACUUCGCCGACCCGGUAAUAGGUGGACUUGAGGGGGGGACGGUGUGGCCUCGCCACUUUCAAUGCGCUCAUGAGUGGGAGGGAGCGUGUCUGUCGUGUGUUCUGCUUUGUCCCUCCUCUUCAGGGCACCAUGUUUGUCAUCUCGUCUGACUUUUGCCACUGGGGCAAGAGGUAGGGUAGGGUAGGCGUCUGGCUGUGCUGUGUGUGCAGACAAGGCAGGCAAGGCGAGAGAGAAGAGAAGCCUUCGAUGGAUGCCGCUUUGACCUCAGUGCUGUGUUUCUCGUGUGUGUCUGUCUGUGAGCAGGUUUCGUUACACGUACCUCAAGCCCGAGUCGCAGGGCAAGCACAUCAACGACGCCAUAUCGGUAAGUACUGACACACUCAUGGCAGGCAGGCAGGCAGGCCGUACAGUCGCGCAGCGCCUGCACCUGUGUGUUCCCUCCGUUUCCUCUGUGACAGGACCUGGACCGUCAGGGCAUCGCGCUCAUCGAGCAGCACAAGGCCGAAGGUAAAUCACAAUAGAGAAGGGUUGAGGGAAGGAUGGCUCGGUUUCCGUCGCGUGAACGAGUGUGUGGUGUGUGGUUUAUGUUGUUUGUGUGUUGAUGUGGAUCCGAUCAGCCUUUGCGUUGUAUCUUAAGAUCCAGGGCAACACCAUCUGUGGGAGACAUCCGAUUUGCAUCCUACUCAGGGUGGGUAGAGACAGAGAGGAAGAGAACACACACUCACACAACACACAGAGGGGGAGAGAGAGAGCCCCGGAGAGAGAGAGAGAGAGAGAGAGACUACACUCGCCAAUUGUGUGUUGCGUUGUGUGUAUCUAUCUAGAUGCUGGAGAGGCUGCCGCCCGAAUUGCUGUCGUGCCUCCAUACCAAGAUGGUCCACUACAGCCAGGUAGGUACACGCGCGACUCACCACAGCCACACGCAGACACGCACACCAUGUCUGUCUGUUCGUUGUCCUGUCCUUGGUCAGUCGUCUCGCGUCGAGUCCCGUGACGAUUCGUGUGUGGCCUACGCCGCGCUCGUCACCGCCCUGCAGAUAGCACACGAGCCACACCCAUCCGCUUCGGGCGCAUAGCAGAGCAGAGCAGAGCAGCCGAUCUGGGUCGUGGCGAUUGG
Vitrella brassicaformis is the source of this 2125-nucleotide messenger RNA. The record is from the annotation of a GenBank genome assembly. NCBI's taxonomy places the organism in Eukaryota, Vitrellaceae.